Pollicipes pollicipes is the source of this 2879-nucleotide messenger RNA. RefSeq names its product Kelch-like protein diablo (gene dbo). The record is from RefSeq and is a predicted model, not a curated record. The transcript is spliced from 11 exons. Lineage: Eukaryota; Metazoa; Arthropoda; Thecostraca; Pollicipedomorpha; Pollicipedidae. Bases 131 to 1900 code for a protein of 589 amino acids. Gene Ontology annotation, molecular function: protein binding.
GUUGUGCGCUGGGCGCGUGUUGCGGACAGAGGGACGAGAAAGGGUGUGUGUGUGUCCGUGGGGAGUCAACAGGAGGCGGGAGGCGGCGCUCGUGCCGACAGCGGCGGCCCCGGUCGGCGGCAAUGGUCCGAUGAGCCGCAGCGUCAUGAACCUGACGGAGCUAACUGAGGCCGAGCGGCCGCCGUCGCCGGCCCGGCUGCCUUUCACCUCCGAGAAGCACCCGCGCUCCACGCUCAAGGAGCUGGCUGCGCUGCGCAAGCACCGCGAGCUCUGCGACGUCGUCCUGUUCGUCGGCGCGCGCAAGAUCUUCGCACACAGGGUGAUCUUGUCGGCGUGCAGUCCCUACUUCCACGCCAUGUUCACCGGCGAGCUGGUGGAGUCGCGCCAGACCGAGGUCACCAUCCGCGACAUCGACGAGAUGGCCAUGGAGCUGCUUAUUGACUUCUGCUACACCUCGCACAUCGUGGUGGAGGAGUCCAACGUGCAGACGCUGCUGCCGGCCGCGUGCCUGCUGCAGCUGACCGAGAUACAGGAGGUGUGCUGCGAGUUCCUGAAGCGCCAGCUCGACCCCACCAACUGCCUGGGGAUCCGGGCGUUCGCCGACACGCACGCCUGCCGAGAGCUGCUGCGCAUCGCCGACAAGUUCACCCAGCACAACUUCCAGGAGGUGAUGGAGAGCGAGGAGUUCCUGUUGCUGCCCGUCAACCAGCUGGUGGAGAUCAUCUCCUCAGACGAGCUGAACGUGCGCAACGAGGAGCAGGUGUACAGCGCCGUCAUGUCCUGGGUCAAGUACAACAUCUCGGAGCGGCGACACCACCUGCUGCAGAUUCUGCAGCACGUGCGCAUGCCGCUGCUGAACCCCAAGUUCCUGGUGGGCACGGUGGGCUCCGACCUGCUCAUCAAGUCGGACGAGGGCUGCCGAGACCUGGUGGACGAGGCCAAAAACUACCUGCUGCUGCCGCAGGAGCGGCCGCUCAUGCAGGGGCCGCGCACCCGGCCCCGCAAGCCCAUCAAACGCGGCGAGGUGCUGUUCGCAGUGGGCGGCUGGUGCAGCGGCGACGCCAUCGCCUCGGUGGAGCAGUUCGACCCGCAGACCUGCGAGUGGCGCAUGAUGGCGCCCAUGUCCAAGCGACGCUGCGGCGUGGGCGUGGCCGUGCUGGACGACCUGCUGUACGCCGUCGGCGGCCACGACGGCCACUCCUACCUCAACAGUAUCGAGAGGUAUGACCCGCUGUCCAACCAGUGGUCGUCGGAGGUGGCUCCCACCUCCAGCUGCCGCACCUCGGUCGGCGUCGCCGUGCUCGACGGCUACCUGUACGCCGUCGGCGGCCAGGACGGCGUCUCCUGCCUCAACUUCGUCGAGCGCUAUGACCCGAAGACUAACCGAUGGAGCAAGGUCUCCAGCAUGACCACGCGGCGGCUGGGGGUAGCCGUAGCCGUCCUGGGAGGCCUGCUGUACGCCGUCGGGGGUAGCGACGGCCAGAGCCCAUUGAGUUCAGUCGAGUGCUUCGACCCGAAGACCAACCGCUGGACUAUGGUGCCGCCCAUGUCGACGAGGCGGAAGCACCUGGGCUGCGCCGUCUUCAACAACAUGAUCUACGCGGUGGGCGGCCGCGACGACUGCACCGAGCUCUCGUCGGCCGAGCGCUACAGCCCAGCCACCAAGCAGUGGAGCCCGAUCGUAGCCAUGAGCUCGCGCCGCAGUGGGGUGGGCCUGGCAGUGGUCAACGGCCAGUUGUACGCCGUCGGCGGCUUCGACGGCACCACCUACCUGAAGACGAUCGAGAUGUACGACCCCGACGAAAACACGUGGCGCAUCUGCGGCACCAUGAACUAUCGGCGGCUGGGCGGCGGCGUGGGCGUGGUCCGACUGCCGCCCAGCGAGAGCCAGCUGUGGUGACGGGCGUCGGCGCCAGCCGCCCGGUCCCGCUCGCCGCCGCCCGCCGGCCAGCCCCGCCGCGGCCGUUCGCUCCGCAAACCGCCGCCCUAGGCGCGCGGCUGCCGGCCGGCGGUGGAAACGACAGUAGGCCGGCGCGCUGACGUGGUGACGGGACCCCGGUGAAGGGACCCCGCGGCGUGUGGCGAGAACGGCGCCGGUCCCACUGGCCGGGGCUGGAGGGCGGCCGCGGCGGCGGCAGCUUCCGCGCGGCGCCCGGCCGUCCGCUCGCCUCGGACGAGAGCGGCCGAGGCCCGUCAACUGGGACCACUGACUGAAGUGCGGGCUGCCCCGGGGAACCUGCGACGCCGCCGGGGUCGGGGGCGGCCCGCAGUGGCUAGAGAGGUACAGACUGUCGGCCGACCACGCCGCUCUGCCGUCCCGCCGUCCGGGGUGUGCGUGGGACGCUCCCGCGCGUCCUCCAGGUGUCCGGCAGUCGCGGCUUCUGUCAGUCGAGCUUUAAGACGCAUUAGAAUGAGUUAUUUUCGUGCUAGAUUAUGAACGGUGUGUGGGAUGCGCGCUCUGUGAACUCAGUGUACUUAAAUUAAAUUGCGGAGGUGCUCUGCGUUCGUGCGCCAUCAGCGUCCAUUAUCCCAACACACGUGAUCCACACGAGCAGCGCGGAGCUCCCACCAAAUCCUUCGCUUGGCUGCGUCUCAGUACCCCCUGAUUCGCAUCAUACUCAGUGGGCGCCCAUAUUACCAACGCAUGCCUGUCGGCCGCCAUCUUUAUGUCCUACCAAUGAAGUCAAGCUCCGGCCAUUGUGAACCGUUCGCGCGCCACAUGCGUGGCCUGUCUGCCCGUCUCACCCGUCUGACCCGCCGUGGGCGCCGGGUGCGGUGGACGGAGCCGCGCAUCAAUUCCAGGGUGAUAUUUGCGCACGAGGCCGGGUCAGAACGUCGGGCAGGCUCAUCUUCUUCACGUAAUAAAUGGCAGCAUCCGA